AUGGCCCGUUUGAGGAACCUCAAUAUGAAGGCAAAGUUUGCCGACCCGCAUGGAUGGGUCAAUGAAGAUGAUGUCUAUUACGGCUUUAUCGAGCAGAUGGCCGUGGCGCACGCUAGACGUGCCGUUGAGGAGGCUGCGGCCGCCCGGCGCUCUGGUGGGCGUAUCCGUCGCCCUCGUCGUAAGGGUCACUCCGGCAACGGAGGAAAGAAGUUCAAGGCCACGAAGAAGAAGGACUAG
This is a messenger RNA of Penicillium canescens, 237 nucleotides long. RefSeq lists its product as uncharacterized. Lineage: Eukaryota; Fungi; Ascomycota; Eurotiomycetes; Eurotiales; Aspergillaceae. Bases 1 to 237 code for a protein of 78 amino acids. The record is from RefSeq and is a predicted model, not a curated record. The transcript is spliced from 5 exons.